ACAGCAUGCCGGGUAGCGCCGCGUUCCGGCCCAUGCGCAGAGCUGAGCAUGCUGGGAAGUGCCUCGCCGCCGCGGUGCAUGCUGGGGAAAGAUGGAUGCCUACGGGCUCUUCCGGCAGCUGGGGGCUGGCGCCAGGUUCGAUGUGAAGCGCUUCAGCCAGGACGCCCGGCGCUUCAAGGUGAUAAAAGUGAGAGACAGUGAAUUUGACACUCCAGAGAGUCUUGACUUUUUUGGAAGCAAAGAUACAAAGCAUCCAAAUAUUUCUGAAAAUGGCCUGGGAACAAAUGGCUCCAAGAAAUCCAAAGUUAAAAUACAGCCACUUGAAUCACACAUGGAUGAGAAAGCAGAUGACUCAGAAGAGAGGCUUAAUGCAGGGACUGCAAGGAAGAGAAAACAAGACACAGGGAACUUUGAAGGGAAGAAAAGGAAGCGAAAGACCCAAGAACCUAUUUCAGUCAUUCUGUUGUGGAAAAUGAUGGGAUAUGUGGAUGUCCUCUUUGAAACAAAGAUUAAAGAUACAAGAAAAAGCAGGAAGAAACCCACUGCGGAGAAACUGGAAACAACUGAGACAGCAAAGGUUAUGCUCCAGACAAUAGCACAGGAGAUGUUGUGCUACUUUCUUUCUGUAUUUGAGGCAAACAUCCUUUUAAAAGUCUUAACUCAUAGUAUCAAUUUCUGCUUUGUUCGUGAGUUCCAUUUUACAUCAGUGGAGUUUGUGUAUGUAACCCACGAAGUGGUAAAGCUGUCUGAGGGACUGAGCAGAAUACAUAUGAUCCAUAAAGCAACUGAAAGCAACCAGAAGUUUGGGCCAAAUCAUCUAAAUUAUUUUGCUUUUUCUGUAGAUAUACUAGUGACUACUCCAAACAGACUCAUUUAUUUGCUGAAACAAGAUCCUCCAGUCAUAGACUUGACAAGAGUUGAAUGGUUGGUGGUUGAUGAGUCAGACAAACUAUUUGAAGAUGGGAAGUCGGGGUUCAGAGACCAGUUAGCCUCCAUUUUCCUGGCAUGCACGUCCCAUGUUGUCAAAAGAGCCUUGUUCAGCGCAACCUUUGCAUUCGAUGUAGAGCAAUGGUGCAAACUCAACCUGGACAAUAUCAUUUUGGUGUCUGUUGGAGCAAGAAACGCUGCAGCGGAGACAGUAGAUCAAGAGCUCUUGUUUGUUGGCUCAGAGACAGGAAAACUACUGGCAAUGAGAGACCUAGUUAAAAAGGGAUUCACUCCUCCUGUCCUUGUUUUUGUGCAGUCCAUUGAAAGGGCUAAAGAGCUCUUCCAUGAGCUCAUUUACGAAGGGAUCAAUGUGGAUGUCAUCCAUGCAGACAAAACACAGCAACAGAGAGAUAAUGUGGUGCACAGUUUCAGAGCUGGAAAGAUUUGGGUGCUCAUCUGCACAGCCUUGCUAGCACGAGGGAUUGACUUCAAAGGAGUGAAUAUGGUCAUUAACUAUGACUUCCCAACCAGUGCCGUGGAGUACAUCCACAGGAUAGGUCGUACUGGAAGAGCAGGACACACAGGAAAAGCAGUUACCUUUUUUACUGAAGAUGAUAAACCUUUAUUACGAAGUGUAGCCAAUGUUAUCCAGCAGGCUGGCUGUCCUGUGCCAGACUACAUAAAAGCCUUCCACAAACUGCAAAGCAAACAAAAGAAGAAACUGAUUAAGAAACCACUGGAAAGGGAGCACAUUCGUACCACUCCUCAGUACUUACUAGAAAAAGCCAAGAAAAAAAAGAAAAUUAUCCAGAAAAAUAUUAAGGAAAAGAAACCCAAGGAAGCAAACAAAUGACUCUCAAUUACAGACUGGUCCAGAAAGUUGACUGCAUUGUGUGAAUGAUCCUGCCACCUGACAAACUGAGUUUGAAACUACUCACCUAUUCGAAUCUUAGACAUGGAAAAUGUAGGAUGGCAGCAAAGGAUUGGGGAAAGAGACCGUGAUCACUCACUGCCAACAUUUCUUCCCUUUUUUAUAUAUAUUUAGUAUUAACGCAAGAAAACUCUUAAUGGAACACUGGUGGAGGAUGUCCAUCAGAGUACUUCUUAUAGAAGUGCAAGAGCGUGCUCCUGUAAUGAAAUACCCCAAGCAUCCGAGCAGUUGCUCACAAAUAGCAUCUGCUUGGGUUAUAAGUAUUAUGUGGUUCAUUAUCGUUUCUUGAGAACACUGUUUAUUCUAGAUUGAGGUAUAAAACCACCCUUCGAAUGUUUUCUGAAGUUAUAGCUAAGGGGGUCAGAUAGGUAAGAUCAGAGCACAUAAGCUUUACUAUUGUGCUGGGUAAGGACAGCUGUUGAAGAUUUCCUUAAGCACAUUGUUUCUGUUCAUUUUGCAUACAGGAUAGACUUUAAAGACGCAGUCUUAAAACUAUAUUUACUUUUUUUUUUUUUUUUUUGGCCAUAUAAAUCAAUUUGAAAUAGAUGUGUGGCAUCACUUACAGCAGUAGAAAGGGACAGGAAAGCAUAUCAAACAAUUGUAAAAACACCACUGAAGCUUUAUUGUAGGGGUAAUCUUAAACCUCAAAACAGAAUAAACAGGACCUUCAGAAGGAGAGUUCUAAAACAAAGAUUCUUCAGUCUGUUCAUAUAUCCUGUGCAGAACAUGUAUGCAGACAUAUCUUUGAUUUGUUACGUAAGAAAAGGAAGACCGCCCCCCCCCCCCCACACCCUUCAUUCUGCUCUCUCUUCACUUGUUAAACCCACUCUGUUCAUACACUGUUUCCUUACCAUGUAGUUCUAACAGUGGGGUAGUGGCUGCUUCUUGACAAGGAUGAUCCUUUCACAUGUGACUGUCGUUGUUAUUGGAUAGCUCUGCAUCAAUACACUCUCACUAAGAGUUCCAUCUCCUCCAGGCUUUGUCACCGUUAAUCCAUUUUGUAAAUGGAUCCCAGCCAUGCAUACAUUAUCUACUAUAGGCUACUGCUGAUUGUUCUGUUGAAGUCUGUAGCCAUUUUCUAAGGUACAAGUUUUGUAAAGUAAGACAAAAUAAAAACUGAUCAACAGUCA
This is a messenger RNA of Chelonoidis abingdonii (Abingdon island giant tortoise), 2988 nucleotides long. Lineage: Eukaryota; Metazoa; Chordata; Testudines; Testudinidae. The record is from RefSeq and is a predicted model, not a curated record.